Messenger RNA from Pimephales promelas (fathead minnow), 2382 nucleotides. RefSeq names its product scinderin (gene scin). The record is from RefSeq and is a predicted model, not a curated record. Gene Ontology annotation, biological process: central nervous system development; actin polymerization or depolymerization; barbed-end actin filament capping. NCBI's taxonomy places the organism in Eukaryota, Metazoa, Chordata, Actinopteri, Cypriniformes, Leuciscidae. Gene Ontology annotation, molecular function: actin filament binding; phosphatidylinositol-4,5-bisphosphate binding. Gene Ontology annotation, cellular component: cytoplasm; actin cytoskeleton.
CACACUGCUGUUAUUGAUUCAGUGCUGUCAGGUCACAGAAGUACACCGUCUGCCUGUCACCUCGUCUCCACACACCUCUCUCAGACAUGGGGCUUUACCAUAAAGAGUUCGAGCAGGCUGGAAACAGCGCCGGUCUCCAGAUAUGGAGAAUUGAAAAGAUGGAACUGGUCCCUGUGCCUAAGAACUUGCAUGGAAGCUUCUAUAUAGGCGAUGCCUACCUGGUGCUCCACACUGUCAAACAGAAGAACUCGUGUUUCUAUGAUCUGCAUUACUGGCUGGGUAAAGAUUGCUCCCAAGAUGAAAGUACAGCCGCGGCCAUCUUUACCAUUCAGAUGGAUGACUACCUAGGAGGUAAACCAGUCCAGUACCGUGAAAUCCAGGGCUUUGAGUCCAACAACUUUACCAGCUACUUUAAAGGCGGGAUCACAUAUAAGACCGGAGGUGUGGCAUCUGGAUUUCAACACGUGGUCACCAAUGAUCUUACUGCCCGUCGACUCUUCCACAUCAAGGGCAGGCGCACUGUCCGGGCCACAGAAGUGCCUCUCUCCUGGGCCAGCUUCAACAACGGCGACUGCUUCAUAGCUGAUCUAGGAGCAGAAAUCUACCAAUGGUGUGGGUCUAAGUGCAACAAGUUUGAGCGCCUCAAAGCUGCACAGGUGGCCACUGGCAUCCGAGACAACGAGAGGAACGGACGGGCCCAGCUGGUGGUUGUAGAGGAAGGACAGGAACCAGCAGCGAUGAAGAAGGUUCUCGGUGAGAAGCCUGAGAUUCCUGAAGGCGACGACAACGAGGAUGCGGUUGCUGACAUGUCAAACAGGAAAAUGGCCAAACUUUAUAUGGUAUCAGAUGCAACAGGAAAAAUGCAAGUGUCACUUGUGUCAGAGGAGAAUCCGUUUACCCAAAGUGACUUGUUGUCUGAGGAAUGCUUCAUUCUGGACCAUGGAAAAAACAAAAUGAUCUUUGUAUGGAAAGGCCGCAACGCAAAUCCAAGUGAGAGGAAGGAAGCCAUGAAAACAGCUGAGGGCUUCAUUAAGCAGAUGGGAUAUCCCGCAAACACCCAGAUCCAGGUCCUUCCAGAGGGUGGAGAGACACCCAUCUUUAAGCAGUUCUUCAAAAACUGGAAAGAGAAGGACCAGUCUGAGGGUCUAGGCAGAGUCUUCGUCACCGAGCGGAUCGCCAAGAUUCAACAAGCCGAGUUUGAUGCCUCAAAGCUGCAUGAGUCUCAGCAAAUGGCUGCUCAGUACAACAUGGUCGACGACGGCACUGGAAAAACCCAGAUUUGGAGAGUGGAGAGUGGAAAUACUGGAGGAGAUACCAAGGUUCCUGUAGACCCAGAGACAUAUGGCCAGUUCUAUGGAGGGGACUGCUAUAUUAUUUUAUAUACUUACACCAGGGGACAAAUCAUUUACACUUGGCAAGGUUCCAGCAGCACAAUAGAUGAACUGACAGCUUCAGCCUUUCUCACUGUUGAACUGGACCGUUCGCUGGGAGGAAAUGCUGUUCAGGUGCGAGUGACUCAAGGGAAGGAACCACCUCAUUUGCUGAGUCUCUUCAAGGAAAAGCCUCUGAUCGUGUAUAAGAAUGGGACUUCUAGGAAGGGGGGGCAGGCACCCGCACCUCCAACCCGCCUCUUUCAAGUGCGCAGGAACCUGGGCACCAUUACACGAAUUUGUGAGGUGGAUGCUAAAGCAUCAAGCUUGAACACCAAUGAUGCCUACCUGCUGAAGUUACCACAGGGGGAUGGGUACGUGUGGAACGGGAAGGGGGCGAGCGAGGAAGAGGAACGAGGGGCAAAGUACAUGAGUGAGAAGCUGAAGUGCAAAACCAAGUCAGUUACUGAAGGAAAUGAGCCUGAGGACUUCUGGAAGGCUCUGGGUGGAAAGACAGAGUAUCAGAAAUCUGAGAUGUUGCAGAAUAAAACUAUACCCCAUCCUCCCCGUAUGUUCGCCUGCUCCAACAAAAGUGGCAGGUUCAUCAUUGAAGAAGUUUCUGGUGAGUUUAACCAAGAUGACCUGGCAGAGGAUGAUGUCAUGUUACUGGAUGUCUGGGAUCAGGUCUUUGUGUGGAUUGGAAAGGAUGCCAAUGAGGUGGAGAGGACUGAGUCUGUAAAAGCUGCAAGGACUUACAUUGAGACAGACCCAUCAGGACGAGACAAGGGGACUUCUGUGGUGGUGGUAAAGCAGGGGCAUGAGCCCCCCACAUUCACCGGCUGGUUCCUUGGGUGGGACGCCUCGCGAUGGGACAGUGACCUCAUGGCAAGAGCAGUGGGAUCACUGCAGGUGAACUGAGGACUGCAGGUUAACUCAACAGACUUAUCUGGGGAGAUAAAAACAGAUAGUUGUUUACUGAAGCAUGAUUCGUGAAUUGUAUUGGACUGUUAUU